Messenger RNA from Prunus mume (Japanese apricot), 1377 nucleotides. RefSeq names its product HCP-like superfamily protein with MYND-type zinc finger. Lineage: Eukaryota; Viridiplantae; Streptophyta; Magnoliopsida; Rosales; Rosaceae. The record is from RefSeq and is a predicted model, not a curated record. Gene Ontology annotation, molecular function: protein binding.
UAUCACGACGCUGAUAAAGAGAAACAGCCAAAACCAUUUGCAGACUCUCUCCCAUACCCGACCCGAGAAAUUUCCAAACAAACCACAACGCACACACGGAGGCUCACACAGAGCUUGGAAUAUGAGAAGAAUCUGACGAAGAAGAAGAAGAUAAGGCAAGCUACAUAUGACGAUGAUGACGCUGCACAGAAAAAAGCUCAGAAGCUCGCGAAGAACCACUGCCAAGUCAGAUUUCUUCGACGGCUUACCGGACGAUCUCGUCGUCUUCAUCCUCUGCAAGCUCAGCUCCUCCGCCUCUUCACCGUCCGAUCUCAUCAACAUCCUCAUCACGUGUAAAAGAUUGAAUCGCUUGGGACUUCACUCUGUGGUAUUAUCCAAAGCCGGUCCCAAAGCAUUUGCUAUCAGAGCCAACAACUGGUCCGAUUCGGCUCACCGUUUUCUCAAACAGUGCGUGAGCGCCGGUAACAUCGAAGCUUGCUACACUCUCGGGAUGAUCCGAUUUUACUGUUUGCAAAACCGAGGGAGUGGAGCUUCACUCAUGGCGAAAGCGGCGAUGAGAUCUUACGCUCCGGCGCUGUACUCGCUGGCCGUGGUUCAGUUCAACGGCAGCGGGGGCUCCAAGAAGGAGAAGGACCUGCGAGCCGGCGUAGCUCUCUGCGCUCGAGCCGCCUCGCUCGGCCACGUAGACGCGCUUCGAGAACUCGGCCAUUGCCUCCAGGACGGUUACGGAGUCAAGCAAAACGUCACCGAGGGACGCCGCUUGCUAGUCCAGGCCAACGCACGGGAGCUCGCGUCCGUUUUACGCUCCGCCACGUGGCGGUCCCACCACUACCAGCACUUGUACUCGUGCCUCACGGGGCUGGUCAGCUGCCCGCUGCUGAGUGACUUCGGCUGUAACGUUCCGGCCCCGGAGCUCCACCCGGCGAACCGGUUUUUGAAAGAGUGGUUCGGCUCGGGUCGGGGAAUUUCGGGGCAGGGGAUGAGACUGUGCUCGCACGUGGGGUGCGGGAGGCCCGAGACGAGGCCGCACGAGUUUAGGAGGUGCUCGGUUUGUGGUACGGUGAAUUAUUGCUCACGUGGGUGUCAAGCGCUUGAUUGGAAGCUGAGGCACAAAGUCAAGUGUAAGCCGAUCGAACGGUGGCUGGGUGUUGAUGCUGAGUUAGGGGGACUGGUGGAGGGUGGAGAUGGUGAGAAUGUGGCCGUUGGAUAAUGAAUUAUUAAUAAUAAAAAAAGGACAAGAAAAAAGAGAGAAAUUUAAUUAAUUUGGUUGCGCUUGGUUUUCCUCUUUUUUCUUUUGGCAAAUUACAGAUGUACGAUAUACAGAACAGAAGGGGCAAUAUUUACCUUUAGAUAUGAAUUAAUAUUUAUGUUGGGGCC